AUGGAGAUAGAUCCCAAAGUUCUUGUGGAUCGCGCCGCUGGAGCCAUUCUCGGAGUUUUCAUCGGGGAUGCCUUGGGUGUUGGUGUGCAUUGGCAAUAUGAUUUGGACAAGCUGGAGAAGGACCGGGGCUUUGUAACCGGCUACCUGGAUCCUUUGCCCGGCUCUUUCCACUCAGGGACCAGCGACGCCCCGGGCAAAGGGCAAUUGAAAGCAGGGCAGCUUGAACAGCAAGGUGAGGUAACAAAGCUGCUGCUGCAGAGCCUUGCCAGUAAGGGCUGCCUGGACCAAGAGGAUUUCCACGAUCGCUUUGAGAAAGAGAUCCUGCGUGAGGACACGAUGGACGGGACGCGCCAGGGUGGCAAGUACGGCUGGACCGACAAGACGAUCUGCGAUUUCUACAAAGCGCGCGUCGUGCACAACAAGCCAUGGGCGGAAUGCGUGCUCCCGCGCAGUGAUACACCGGAUACCAUCGUUCGGGGAGCUCUGAUUGCCUCGUCUUACUUCCUCAGCCCACGCGCUAUGUGCUGCCAAGUGCAAGCGCACUCGAAGGCUUUCACUGGCGAUAGUAGCGUGCAGGCGCACUCCGUGGCCUUUGCCGUCCUGCUAGCUGGGAUCAUUCAGGGCUUGCCCUUGGACAAAGGGCUCUCAUGGAGAAUGUACACACAAGCUGGUGACCCAUUGCCCUUUUCAUCCGUCCACAGCGACAAAGACCAUGAUGACGAUUACGGCGACUACACAGAACCUGACUCCCUGCUUUGGUACGGGAUGCUCGCCGAGGGCGUCCAGAAUUGUGCAACAGGCAUCGAGCCUCCCCACCGCGGUGUGGAGCUCUACGGCAAGUUUUGUGCCUUCUAUGGCGUCUUGGGGUCGGCCUAUUACUGCGCCGCGCGUUACCCGGACGACUUCGAGAAGGCCGUCCUCUGUAGCCUGAACGGCGGAGGACAGAACACCAUGCGCACCAGCCUCGUCGGUGCUUUCCUGGGGGGGCAUGUUGGCCUCAAAGGCAUUCCCCAGAAGCUUAUCGACGGACUUGACGACCACGACAACAUUGUCGCUUUAGCUAUGCAGGUGGCGCAACAUGCGAUAGAUCGUUCAUCUCCCUCGGACGCAUGGAAGUGGCCAAGCGACGAGCCAUGCUUUUCCAAGACUGUUCAAGCGUUCCUGUGCGAGAAAAGCGGUCGAAUGUCCGGUUGCGAGUGGGCCGUAUUGGCUGCAGCCAACCCGUUGUUUGACUCGAUUCGCUCCAUUGGCGUGUCGUACCAGAGGUUAGAUGUGAAGGUCACCAAAGCAUGCGGAGUGCUGGAGUCCUGGAAUGGCUUACUUGCGCAAGCUUCAGGCUUAACCAACUAUCACACAACCUUAGAUAAGGCCGUAAAGUACGAAACCACCGAGUCCGAGGCUCCGGCCGCGGACGAGAACAGUGCAAAUGGUGCUGCUCGCUGGGGCGAUCUGUUCGCACAAGCAUCUGGUGUGCUUUGGAAGCUGGAUUCCAUUUGGUUCACUUUGGUCUCGGCUGUGGCCCUUGCGAUUGUUUUUUGGAGGCCUGCGGAAAUCGUGGGAACGAACAGAGGUUCCAGAGAAAGCAAGCAUAAGCCGAUUCCAUGGUACAGCGUACUCUUCGCGGCCUUGUCCAGCCAUGCAGCUGGAAUCGUCGGCUUCGUGGGCUUCCAGAAGACCGUGGUGGCCAGGAUUGUGUCCUGCAGCCACCCCCAGACUCCUUGGACAUGGUCCGGUUUGCUGGCUGAUUGCUUGCUGUAUGCGAGCAUGGCCACGUCGAUCAUUGCCAUUCUUGCAAGCCUUGUGUUCUUGGGUGUGGACUACAUGCGACGCUUAGCAAUGGACAGCGGUCGAAGCAGCGGUCUUCGACUGGUGCUAAAGCCUGGCCGCAUCGAGCGCACAGGCCUCGGUGUGCUUCUGAUCAUAUUGACGGCGCUGCUGCUGGUUCUGUACCUGAGUGUCAUCGUCGUGGAAGCGAGCAAGAAGGACUCCAGAGUGGACAGGUUGCUGCUAUGUGAGAGAGUCUUCAGCGGCACGACAGUCCUGCUCUACUUCUUGAACCUGCGCAGCUUGUGCGAGUCGCCCAAGGUGCAGGCUCAUACGACGUGCGGGGUGCGACAGCAGGAAACUGACCUGAAGGAUUUCUUGGUGCAGUGCUGUGGCGACAACGAGGAGGGACGAAGUAACGGCUUGCGAAAGUUCCUGGCAGAUGGUCUUGGCUACAUAGCAGGGGAGGACCUGGCUCUGUUCGUUCGACUAGGCAGUCGCCGUGCCUUCUUUCCUACCCAGCGGCACGCGCCACUUUUACAUGUGGUUGGCUUGUUGCUUUUCCUUGGUGCUUUGCCUGGCGCCUUCCACCUCAUGGCGGAGCGUUUAUUCGCCAAGCCCGAGAUUGUCGAUGUGAAACCGUUCGCAGCAAUUCUUUUGCCACGAUUCGAUCGACUUUCAGAGCGCACUGACUACCUGGUGCUCGUGGACUCGGAUUCGGGGACAUUGCGCGUCAAGCCGAAAUUUGAGCAGGCCUCGAAUGUCCGCCUGUGUUGCGGAGCAUCUGGCGCAAGCUGCAGCAACCAUUCCUUCGAGCAUUCAUUGAUGCGCUUCGACGACAACCCAGCAGUUCUUGAAUUUGGGGCGAACCCCACCAAUUGCACAUUGAUUGUUUCAGGACACGCCAGCCAAGCCACGACCAAAUUACGGCUGCGAGUUGAACAGAGUACCGAUCAUCACCUCUCUGACUGCUCGGAGCUUGGCUGCAAAUGCCGCGACGGGUACAGGGGAGGCCUAAACGUGUCUACAUUCGCCGACGGGAGCUUGAUUGAUACCUGCAGCCCGGCACCGUGUGCAGUUGAACAUUCCAAUCGUCAAGCAGGAUCUGAGUGUGAUUGUAGAGAUGGAUACUAUGGGGACAUCUCCUGGGACGGAAAAGACUUCAGAGGCAACUGCAUCCCUGCACCAUGUAAUAUCACGCAUUCCAACAUGGAGGACGGCUGGAAGUGCCGCUGCCGUGAUCGAUUCGCAGGAAGUCUCUAUUGGAAUGGUUCCACACCCCGGGGAGUUUGUUCUCCUGCUAUAUGCGCAAUAGAAAACUCGACCGGGAGAGCAGGCGAGGAGUGCGAAUGCAGUGACGGAUUUGCCGGAAACAUCGUGUGGGAAGGGCAGACACUGCAAGGGACGUGUCAACCGGCACCGUGCAAUAUCCAGAACUCCACUCGCGAUGCUGGUUUGGAUUGCAAAUGUCGAAGCGGCUUCGAGGGAAGCGUGGAGUGGUCGGGUGCAACUCCCACGGGCUCGUGCCAACCCGUUCCAUGCGGGGUUGUCAAUUCGAACAAGGCGCCCGGCGACAAGUGUAGAUGCGAGGAUGGCUUCGCCGGCGCCAUACUUUGGAGCGGAACUUUGGCUAAAGGCAGUUGCAACCCUGCGCCCUGCAAUGUUGCUAAUUCCAGCGGACAGGGAUUGAAUUGCCGUUGCGAGCAUGGGCUGGAAGGGGUCAUCCACUGGAAUGGUUCAGAAGCUACGGGGCGAUGUGCACCGGCACCUUGCAACAUUACGAACUCGAACCGGAUGCCAGGCCAUAAGUGCAAGUGUAAAGACGGGUAUGACGGUACCAUUGACUGGGAGCUCUCAACUGCUAAGGGCACAUGCGAGCCUGCGGCAUGCACGAUAAAGAAUUCAAACCGUGCGAACGGGCCGAAGUGUGUGUGCCUAGAUGGCUAUGCUGGUAGCAUUACUUGGCAAGGCUCGGCACCGCAAGGAUCCUGCAAGCCAGCUUUCUGCAACAAGAUUGCCAACACGAACGGCAAGCGCGGCACGGCUUGCGCAUGUCGUGACGGGUUUCUAGGCAAUAUCAGCUGGCAAGGCUCUGUUGCCAGCGGAAGCUGUUUCCCAGCUCCUUGCAUGGUUGAGAAUUCAGACAAAAUCCCAGGACCCGAUUGCCGAUGCUUAGACGGCUUUGCAGGCAUCUUCGCAUGGAAGGGAUCGAUGCCAAUGGCCACCUGCAAACCCAUGCCGUGUACCGGUGUCAACUCAAACUCGAAAGUUGGCCCGGAAUGUGAUUGUUUAGACGGCUUCGUAGGAAAGCGGAGGCUAAAUGAGUGGGAGGAUGCGUAUGAGCUAGAUUGCAGACCGGCCCUGUGCACCGUUGAGAAUUCAAACGGGCAAGAUGGUCACGGCUGCGGUUGCAAGAGCGGCUUCAUGGGAACAAUCACGUGGGCUGGCGCGAGGCCUCAGGGGUCAUGCAGCCCUGCACCCUGCGUGGUUCCCAAUUCAAACCGGCAGCCGGGACUUGCUUGUAAGUGUGGAAACGGAUUUCGCGGUAAAGUUACAUGGCGGGGCCGCCAUCCAGACGGCUCUUGUGACGCGGUGCGUUGCCGAGUCUCGCAAUCGGACUUUGCACCUGGCCCGUCAUGCAGCUGUGCAGAGGGUUUUUUUGGUAACAUCACAUGGUUCAAAGAAUCUGCCGCUGGAGACUGCAGACCUCUGCCGGUCUGUUCCGAGGACAUUGUCCAUGUCACAACUUCCGUGGUAGAUGUCGAGGACUUGCAUGGAAAGAUUUGCAGGGCUGGUCAAGGCUUCACGGUUCGAGGUAGCACAUGUAACCAAACAACCGGUGCUAUCCAGUGGAUCGCGGAUGAAAGUAGGCCGCAUGGCAAUUGCAGUUGGAGAUGGUCCGGAUCUGAGGCGGAUUGCCACACAACCGCUCAUACGAUUCGCAUGUUGCGCGGGUUAAAGCUUCCCACUCACUGUUCAAAACAUGCUGCUCGACCACGUUGUUCCUCGCAAAUUGAAUACGUGGUGACCAGCCCUCAAGCUUCGCGAUAUGCCUGCGGAAAUGUUUCACUACCUGAUGAAUAUGAAAUUGUGACAUUUCGAGGUCACCGCUGUGGAUACGAUCUCAUCAGCUGGGACACUGCAAGCAUCACGGUUUUAUCAAAGACCUGCACCUACAAGCUUUCGAGUGCCUGUGGCGAUAUCCCAGAUGGCGAACAACUUCCAAAGUCCUGCAGAAAUUCAGCGGAGCCUGCAACCUUCGUGUGGCAGCAUGUCGAUCGGAUGCCGGAAACGGUGAAAUUCUUCGAUGACGGCUCAUUCACACUUGAGCCCGGUCAGAACGGCAAGAAGACAUGGCAAUCGGACGGCGUCUACUUAUCUUUGCAAAAGAAAUUUGCCUCGGAGCGCAUGAGGUGGGGAUUUCGCCGAUACUUAGACGAGCCCGAAGACGAAGGCGAUCUGGACGAGCUUGAUGAACACGUCGGCUUCCAUUUCUUUGAUAGAACUACAGACGAGCUCAAGGCAAAAUGGAAGACAUUACCAUCCUGGUGGGUUUUCAAGUUUCAGCAGAUAUCAUCCCGGGCCAGUUUUAAUGCAGACCGAUUAGUUGGCUGUGAGAAGUCUUUCUCUCAUCAGGACGCCUGCUAUAAAAUCGUCUUUGGGCAAGAGAUUUGGACGACCGCAGAUAGCAAGAGUUAUUGUGACUUCGGGCAGGUUGCAAAGCCGGCAUGGAGAAAAUAUGUGUAUUCCUACUCUGCCUUUGGAGUUCAGAUGUACCGCUCGGCGACUCCUUGUCUUCCCAUUGCGGCAUAUGAGGAGAUUCAGCUGACGGUUACGGAUGUCAACCUGCCCGAGGAAGAGUUUGCAUACGCUACCACGGAUGCACCAUGUCGGAGAACGAUUGGUAUAGCAACCGCAGCUCGUGCACUCGACUCGAAAUGCCAAAACGCAUAUGAGGUUGUGUACACUAACGGUCGCAAUGUUGGUGCUGCCCUGAAGACCUUCAAUUGGGCCUUCGAUUCUUUCGGCGAUGAAGAUGAAGAUGACGAUGAAGAUGAGGACGGAUUAGAUUGA
Molecule: messenger RNA, 5838 nt
Organism: Symbiodinium sp. CCMP2456
Lineage: Eukaryota; Dinophyceae; Suessiales; Symbiodiniaceae
Source: the annotation of a GenBank genome assembly